Odontomachus brunneus is the source of this 2530-nucleotide messenger RNA. RefSeq lists its product as uncharacterized. The transcript is spliced from 6 exons. The record is from RefSeq and is a predicted model, not a curated record. NCBI's taxonomy places the organism in Eukaryota, Metazoa, Arthropoda, Insecta, Hymenoptera, Formicidae. Bases 472 to 1620 code for a protein of 382 amino acids. Gene Ontology annotation, biological process: signal transduction; positive regulation of epidermal growth factor receptor signaling pathway; positive regulation of fibroblast growth factor receptor signaling pathway.
CAUUCUCGCCAGUUGUAACGGAGCGCUCGCGGAGCGCACACCGUAGCGUCUCCGCGGCUUUCAAACUUAAGCUUCAGGUCGGUUUCCAAUUCUGCCGGAUACCUUUCGCUCCUUCGAGAGUUACAGUCGUUAUUUCUUUGUCCGACCGUUCGUUACACAGUGAUCCUUUGGAUAACUCCAGAGACCUUUCGUGCGGCAUGUGUGGAGCGUUUCAUUUACAAAAUGCACGCCGAAUGUCCCUUUAACCCCUACGCGAUGAGGUGGUGAGUCUGUUCGUGUGUUGUGAUCAUCGGGUAAAUCGUCCCGGGGCUUAACACGAGGUGCUUUCUGGUUUUAAGACAGUGAACUUGGUUCAUCUCGAUGCCGCUUGUAUGUUAAAUUUGAAUAUGAUUCCCACGUGUUGACGCGUGCGCUGUUGCGAGUACUGCAUACCGCUCGACUGCGAAUCAGUAAAAGUAAGAAUCAGGAGGAAUGUUGAAGCACGUGUCGGUCUCGCCGUGGAGAGGGCGAUCGGACAGCGUGAGUCUCUCUUCCAGCGGCGGGGCGAGUAGUUGCGGAAGCGGAAGUCCUACCCCUGGUCACACACCACCACCCUCGAGAGCGUCUUCAUGCGCUUCCCUAGCACCUUUAACCGCCCUGUCAAGCUUCUCACCGGCCGAUACCGCACCCCAACAGACCACCAUCAAGGUGUACGCCAACUGCCUGCGGCCGGACAUCGAAUACAAGACUUUGGGUAUCACCUAUGAAACAACCUGUCGCGAAGUCGUGCAGAAUCUUUUGAACAAAUACCGAAUGAGGCACCGUGAUCCACGACUGUUUUACCUAACUAUGGAAGUGACCGUGAGAAGGGCCAACGUGCGCACCAUCCUACCGCUCGACGAGGACGCACGACCAGCCGUCCUGCAAUCCUGCCAUCCUCGCGGCGAUUCCAAGUUUUCGUUGCAGACGCGCCGCGGCGGACUUGUGAAAAUAUACGACAGCGCACUCAUGUCCGGGUCUAAGUACAAGAGCCUUCUGGUCUCGGAGCAGACCACCGUAGACGAGUUGAUCCAGAUGCUGCUGAGUUGCUAUAGCUCCAAGGAACCAGUGGAGCAGUUCUCUCUCUACGAGGUCUGCGAAGGUGAAGAGUACCAAAGGAAAUUACACCCCGACGACUCUCCGCUCAAGGUCACGCAACGGUGGACUAGUGUGGAUAGACAUCUUCGUAUUAGACGCAAUCCAGAUUACAAUCCACAUAGGCGGAAGAGCAUGUGGGCGUCGGAUUCGAGCAUCACCAUGGCGAUGUCGAGACUGAAUCUCCACGACGGUCUUCCCAGCUACAACCCGAGGCUCGACAAUAACAAUCACCUGAGCUUGCAUCACCUCGCUGGAAAAGUCAGCGUCACCGCUAUAAACAAGAAUAACAACAACAACAACAUUAUCCACCAGAAUCAGCAUCAUCUGUCGUUAGGCUCCAUCAAUCAGACGCCGCGAAUCGUCGUGCCUCACGCCGCCGAUCUUUCGCAGGUGCAACUGCCGCGGGUGCAACAACUUCCGCAGAGCGUUCCGUCGACGCCGCUCUCGUCGAAACACGUGACUGCCUCCUCCUACGCCGACUACGAGAAUUAUCUCUUUAUAUGAGGACCGUUUACGAGAGUCGAGUUCGCGAGCUUGCAUCGAGCGCGGUCGAAAUGGAAGAAAUCGAUCGCGGAAGUUCACCUCGCAAGACGGUCAGAGUUACCAGAGAUCGAAAAUACAACAUGCAUUGCGAUUGUUUGAUUUUUCAAUCAAAAUGUAAUAUUUAGAUGACGAGUACUACGAGUACUCUGAGACAGUGUGUUGGGCAUUGGUUGAUUGAAAUUUUAUUUGACUAAAAUAACACUAGGAUCAACAUUUAUUAGGUCAAAAAUAAAAUGUCUUACAACUUCUUACCACUUAUCGCUGUAAUCAGUAAAUCCAUAAUUAAAAUAAAUCAAUCACCAUGUAUGCAACUACUAUAAAAAAUCAAUUUCAUUAGUCGAUUCAGUUAUUCGUGAUUUUAUAUGUGACAAUUGACUAAUUUUGUUUAUUGAUUUGUAGUAUUGACAAGUAACAUUUUAAUUGAUUAAUAUUCAACACUGCUCUGAAAUAUGAAUAAACGUGUAUUUUCGGAUUAUAGUAGGAAGGGACUAAUGAUGCUAACUAGUCCUAUUUAAUUGCUUGAUCAAUUUCGCUACGAAACUUGACGAAUUUGUUUUCUUUGUUAAGAAGAUCUGAUUUUCAUAAAAAAAGAAUCAUUUUGAAUCGGAUGUCGCAAUGUUCGAUCAAUAAUUAAACAAGUACAUAAAACGCAUUUGUAAUUGCCGAAGAUCUUCAACUCCAUUUCAUUAUGUCCGUCAUAAUAAUGUCGUAUUUUAAACGAAAUUCAAUGGGAAUUAAGCUACGAUUUUCCGAUUGUAUUCAAACGCUCGUUUGUCACUUGCGUUUUGGCGAAUGAAAAGCCGAUAACACUGAACAAAGAGAAUUUACGAUAUUAGUUAUUAGUGAGGGAAAUUGUACCAAAGGUAGACGU